Spodoptera littoralis (African cotton leafworm) is the source of this 1913-nucleotide messenger RNA. The record is from the annotation of a GenBank genome assembly. NCBI's taxonomy places the organism in Eukaryota, Metazoa, Arthropoda, Insecta, Lepidoptera, Noctuidae.
CUAUGCCCUGUGGUCAUCAUUCAUAGACAAAGUUUUUUUUAAUCUUUGUCAAUCCUUGUCUUUGUUUGGGUCUCACUGUCUCUUCUAGCUGUCUCUGUGUGUCAAUUUUAGUGGAGUCGUAAAAAUUGUGUGUUAAUAUUUUUGCACUAGGAUUUCUGAUUAAAAAUUUAUUCGUUAUCCAACGAUUUCCUAGUGAUUUAGCUGGAACAUUCAUUUAAAUUAUAAUAAAAAUAUUGUGUAGUAUACUUGAAGAAUGGAUUGCCUUGUGGGAUACGGUAGCGACGAUGAGAAUGAGUCUGAACGCUAUGGAAGCCAACAACCAUUGGUGGGAGCGGGUGGCGCUGGUGCCCGCCGCAGAGACGACGACACCAACUACGAUGACGUCAACAUGGACAUGAGCGAGGAUUCUCAGGACGAGUCGGAGCCGGAGUUGCCGCCUGCUGAGCCGACGCCACCUCCACAGUCAUCUCGCGAGGAACGGUCUUCCAAUGACAAUCGUGAACGCGAAAGGGAACGCGAUCGCGACCGCGGUGACCGUGAGUUCGACCGCCGUGACAGACGUCGCGAGUCACCCGCGCGACCGCGCGACAGAGAACGCUCUGACAGGCGUUCUCCGCGUAGAGAUGAUAAAUACAGGUCAGAUCGCGAGCGUGAUCGCGGACGCCCGAACGACGGCAUCCGUCGCGGUCUUCUGGGAGAUCGCCCCGACGACCGCGAGAAAGUUCCUUCCCUGCUGGACGUGAAACCAUAUGGCUGUGAAAUCCCACCACCGAUGGACAGGAGAUCACAUGAUGCCAGAGAUGCUGUGUCUCCCAGAUUCAUAGACCGCGAACGCCGCGAUAAAGAAAGGGACAGGGAACGCGAGCGUGACAGAGACCGCCACAGCAGGCGUUCAGAGGAAAGACGGUCUUCAAGCCACAGACACGAGCGUCGUGACCGUUCCCGCUCGUCGUCCCGCGGUGCUCAGUACGGUCCCGGCCACAGCUCGGACAGACGGUCCUCCCCACCGGGAGGAGACUACAGACCCUCCUCUUACAAAGUCAACAGAAAACUUGAAGUCAUGGAAAAGAUGGGUCUACAAAUCAAGACGCCGGACGGUUCAAUGGCGACUGCACAGCAAUUGCGCGCGGCCGCCAGCGAGGUCCCGACCCAGGGGUCCCACCUCCCUUCAUACUACAACCCUACUGCUGUCAAUGCUAAUAAAAUUAUGGAUCAGGUACAAAAGCGCAAGUUGUUGUGGUCAAACAAAAAUAAAUCAGAGGCUGAAGAGGCUGCCAAGUGGAGUGGCACUCGGUUCGCACAGGACUCGGACGGGAAACAGGUGUCCAAGUUCAUGAGACUCAUGGGCAUCAAGGAACCAGCUGCCGUUAAAAACGAGGCUCCAGAAAAAGCAGUGGACCCAAUCAAAAAGCAGGAAGAACUGUUCCAAGCGAUGCAAGCUCAAUACGAAGUGGCCAGGGCUACCACACACACCAUGCGGGGCGUGGGACUCGGGUUCCAACGAGGACAGUACUAGCGCCAGUGGGGGCCUAGCGGCGGCUGCAUGGCGAACAGAUAGCGUUAGUCCAUGUCUACUGAGACAUAUGUUGGUAAACUUUGCCUCAAGAUAGCCUGGGACAUAGCUCCCAAUUGGUUUACGUCCCUCAAAAGGGGUGGACAAUCUACUUGCCUAUAGUACACCCAUAAUUCAAGCACCUGACUGGUGUUCUACAAAGAAAUUGUUGAUUAGAUGCCAAGAUAUAAGUAAAUGUAACAUGUGUGUGCUUGCAAGGCUAACGCGCGAAUACUGAAAUGCUACUUCAUUUAAGUGGUACUUAAAUAUCGUGCUAUCUCUGUUUUAUAAAGUACUUGUAGCGACAGAAAUACUUUCAAGAGUAUUCGUAAAUUUAGUGGCGUUUGAGUAUUUGAAGAUA